Molecule: messenger RNA, 623 nt
Organism: Humulus lupulus (European hop)
Lineage: Eukaryota; Viridiplantae; Streptophyta; Magnoliopsida; Rosales; Cannabaceae
Product: phenylacetaldehyde reductase-like
Exons: 3
Coding region: 40-570 (176 amino acids)
Molecular function (GO): oxidoreductase activity, acting on the CH-OH group of donors, NAD or NADP as acceptor
Source: RefSeq, a predicted model, not a curated record
AAGGCUCUGAAUAAACACAUUACAGAGAGAGAGCAGAGGAUGAGUGGAGUAGGGAAAGUGGUGUGUGUUACAGGAGCUUCAGGUUACAUAGCUUCAUGGCUAGUGAAGGUCUUACUACAAAGUGGAUAUAUUGUCAAAGCCACUGUCAGUAAUCUAAGUGAUUCAAAGAAAACAGACCACUUACUUGCACUAGAUGGAGCUAAAGAAAGACUUCAUUUAUUUGAAGCAAAUUUAAUGGAUGAAGGCUCUUUUGAUUCUGCUGUCAGUGGAUGUGAUGGUGUUUUUCACACAGCCACUCCUUCAUUUCUCUCAGCUCCACACCCUCAUGCAGAAAUAAUAGAGCCAGCAGUGAAGGGAACACUGAAUGUUCUGAGGUCAUGUGCUAAAGUUCCUUCUGUAAAGAGAGUGAUUAUAACAUCUUCCAUGGCUUCAGUUGUAUUCAAUGGAACACAAUGCACCCCUGAUGUGGUUGUGGACGAGACAUGGUUUUCUGAUCCUGCUGUUUGCGAGAGUAUGAAGGUUUAUACUCUUGUUCUCAAGCUUUGUAAUAUUGCUUUUUGUGAGGAUUAAAGCCUCCAAAUUCAGCUAAACAUGAGAUCUAAGAACAGAAAGAAAGCAAGUAC